This is a messenger RNA of Meloidogyne enterolobii, 270 nucleotides long. The record is from the annotation of a GenBank genome assembly. Lineage: Eukaryota; Metazoa; Nematoda; Chromadorea; Rhabditida; Meloidogynidae.
GAAAAUGUGGUGGAAAAAACUUUGGUGCCCAGCUCUUACUACUGGUUUGUUUUGGGCUACUAUAUAUUCUAGUGGACCGAUUAAUAAGUUGGAAGUUGAUCGCUGGAACAGAAGAUUCUUUUCCGGACACGAUAAAAGUAUGACGUAUUUGAGAGAUAUUCACUUGACAGGAGACGAAUAUGUUAUCUCUGGUCUUGAAACUAUUGGUGAGGCGGAUUAGAAGAAGAAUAAAAUAAGAGAAAAAAUACGCUAUAGGCUUCUGUAAUUGUG